Messenger RNA from Erpetoichthys calabaricus (reedfish), 538 nucleotides. Its product is annotated as semaphorin-4G-like. The coding region runs from base 23 to 538 and encodes 171 amino acids. Lineage: Eukaryota; Metazoa; Chordata; Cladistia; Polypteriformes; Polypteridae. Gene Ontology annotation, molecular function: chemorepellent activity; semaphorin receptor binding. Gene Ontology annotation, biological process: semaphorin-plexin signaling pathway; positive regulation of cell migration; negative chemotaxis. The record is from RefSeq and is a predicted model, not a curated record. The transcript is spliced from 3 exons.
AGAGAACAUAUCUGCUGUUUGCAUGUACAAUAUUCUAGAUAUUAAACAGGUCUUUAAUGGUGAUUACAAGUUAGCAACCGAACCAACACCAAGUCCACGGCCUGGAUCAUGUAUCACAUCUGCAAUCAGAGCACAAGGCUACAAAUCCACAAAUGACCUCCCAUACAAUGUCGUCAUGUUUGAGAUGAAAUACCCAGCUAUGAAAGAGCCUGUGGUGUCUGAAGCCAUUAUAGUCAAGAGAGGCAUCAAGUACACCAAGAUUGCUGUUAGCCAUAUUCAUGCAGCUCAAGAUGUUUUUUCCAUCAUGCUUCUCACAACGGAUCAAGGGGAGGUUCAUAAAGUAGUUCACCGCAACCUCAAGGAAAGUAACAAGACAGAGACAGAGCUCAUCAGUGACACUGUGCAUUUCAAGAAUGAUGAGCCCUUUCAUCAAUUAAAAAUAUAUCAGGUAUAUGUGUUCUGCUGUAGAGAUUUUUUCUUACUCUUUGUCACAUUUGUCUCCUUCCAUGUAAAGUUCUCAGACACUAUCAGAAUCUAA